Messenger RNA from Solea solea (common sole), 1398 nucleotides. Its product is annotated as survival of motor neuron protein-like. Gene Ontology annotation, cellular component: nucleus; cytoplasm. Gene Ontology annotation, molecular function: RNA binding. The transcript is spliced from 10 exons. The coding region runs from base 81 to 1136 and encodes 351 amino acids. Gene Ontology annotation, biological process: mRNA processing. The record is from RefSeq and is a predicted model, not a curated record. Lineage: Eukaryota; Metazoa; Chordata; Actinopteri; Pleuronectiformes; Soleidae.
AUGUUAGUCUUUAUUUUGAAAGGUGACGCCGGAUGUCAGCGUUACAUUGACGCAGGUGUUCACGCGCUAUCACUGAAACGAUGACGGAACCAGAAGAAAAUCACGAAACGGUGCAGUUCCUCUGCGCCACCACCAAACACGAAACUUCACUCUUGGAAAGUUUGGAAAAGACGCUGCAAAUUUCACACGACAAUAAGUCAACAGGAAGUCCCGCCUCCGAGGAGACCGAGAGCAGAGAGGAGGCAGAGCAUAAAGAAGCAGCACAACAGGACGUUCUGAGUGUGUGUUCACCUGCAGCUGAGACCAAGUGGGAGGCGGGCUCUCAGUGUAUUGCCGUUUACUCAAAGGACGGUCAGGUUUAUCCGGCGACUGUCGUGUGUUUGGACGGAAAUCGCUGCAGAGUUCGUUUCACUGGUUACGACAACGAGGAGGACGUUGAACUGAGCACGCUCCAGAGUCCUCCAGUAGCUCCGCCCACUCAGACUUCGCAGGAAUGGCGUCCUGGUUCCCGUUGUCGGGCCGUGUUCUCUGAGGACAGCCUGGUUUAUCCAGCAGUGGUUCUGUGGGUCAAAGGUCAGCAGUGUCGCGUUCGUUUUGACGACUACAACAACGAGGAGGAGCUGGACGUCUGCAGCCUCCUGAGUCCAGACGAGCUGCAUGGACCCAACAGAACCAGCAGCAAGGGAAUCAUGUGGAAAAGGAGAGGGAGGAGAGAGGAGAACCUGGGAGAGAGAGGAGGAGGAGGAGGAGAAGAGAGGAGGUCCACACGCACAGACGAUCAGCUGCGCUUCUCCUCAGUGAGUCUCCAGCAGCGACACCUGCUGGUCAACUGCUGCGUCUGUCCAAAGAUAAGGCCGUUUCUCAAUACUCAAAACAAAGACACAACGACCAAUCAGAUUACAGCUGAGAAACCCACCAAUCCCAGCGUCCCUCUCUUCCCUCCGUUCCCUCCUCCUGAUCAACUGACCUCAGCGGACUCUCUGUCCUUCGUUCCUCCUCCUCCUCCUCUCUGGACAUUUGGAGGGAAAGAGUCCACUGACUCCGCCUCCAGCAUGUUGAUGCUCUGGUACACAUGUGGUUUUCACACAGGCAGCUACAUGACUCAGCAGAAGUUCAGGUCGACUUCUAAAGACUGAGUCAAAGUCUAAACGCUGACGUUGUCUCCCGUCAUGUCCUGUUUGACGGAGCAGAGGUUUGUCUUCUGUCUGUCCCCUCUCUAACCUCAGAGGUGAGUCUUCUGUUUGUUUCAUUACGUUAAAUAAAUAUUGUCGGUGUGACGUCAGAUACGCUCACAUUUAAACUGCUGUUUGACCGUCUGUCUCAGUGUUCAGGAGACAGUCUGAGGCGUCCACCACUGUCAUUCUGUGUCCCUCUGCCUGGUCCAAGUCCACCAGCGUG